Molecule: messenger RNA, 2326 nt
Organism: Xyrauchen texanus (razorback sucker)
Lineage: Eukaryota; Metazoa; Chordata; Actinopteri; Cypriniformes; Catostomidae
Product: transcription termination factor 1-like
Exons: 9
Coding region: 465-1991 (508 amino acids)
Source: RefSeq, a predicted model, not a curated record
UAGAGAAGGAAGUAACCUCGUGGUGAACAAUCCACCAAACUCAAAUGGUCCAGAACAGUUUGUUGACUAUUUUACCUUAUAUUCUCACUUGCUUUCUGUCGUAAAAAAGUGUGAUGUGAGGAAAUCCAUAUGACGUGCCUGUAUGACGUCAAAUGCUAACAACACGUGCAAGUCUGACUGUAAGUCCACUUGAAGUUUUGAGUUUGUAACGCGCGUUUUCCCGCUCUUAACGGUCAUCAUUUUGUUUUAAACAGAACGUAAACAUACGUUUGAUAUAAUGGAGACAGUUGCUUGUAAAAACACAGUGGACACUGUUAAUGUAGAAAAGGCGAGGAGGAGGAAGAAGAAGAAGAAGAAGGGAAUCUCCAGACCAGCAAGAAUGCUUAAAAAAGUCAGAAGUGCAGACUGAAUCUGUAAAGCAACACGUUAAAAAGAAGGGAAAGAAGAACAAGGAAACGGAGGAUAUGUGUCUCCAGACAUUUACUGGUAAACAUAAAAAAAGGAAAUUGAAUGAAAGUGGGGAGGAAGAAACUUCAUUGAUGUGUAAUGGACAAUCAGGACUGCAUACAGUAGAGGACAUGAAUGCUCUCACAGCAGAAUUAAAAGAGCGGCAGGGAACUACUGAGGAAAAGCAUGCAAAGAAGAAGAGAAAGAAAGCAAAGGUUGCUCAUACAAACUGUGAUGACAUGGCUGAAGAGCAGUCUGCUGGGACCAAUGAACAGAGGCACGUCCCAUGUAUGGAUAAGGAAACUGACUUACAAGAGGCUACAGACCUCAUGAACCCUGCCAUACAAAUUGGUACUAAAAAGAAAAAAAAUGAAGAAUCAACUAAAGAAAUUGAUCGAAAUGUUUUAGAGGAACUGAAAGAAUUUAUUCCAGACAUAGAGUCUAAAACUCAAUUUGAACUCAAUAAAAUAAUCCUGUAUGACCUGCCCAGGUACAAGGUAUUCAAAAAUGAAGGGAUCACCUUGAGACAUGGGAGAUUCUCCAGUGCUGAAAAUAAGAGGUUGAGGCAGAACGUUCAUGAUUUUUUGGCUCUCACAGGAGUGCUAAAUGCUAGCAGGCUCUUUCACACAAAGCGGUUCCCAGAGGAGAAACAGGCAAUAUCGACACUGAAGAGGAACCACAGGUUUUUUGAAAGGAUUGCAGAAGGAAUUCCCAGAUCAUGCCGUGAUGUUUACACUCGUGGGAGGAAAAUUUUUGAUAGAGGGAAUUAUAAGGGAAGGUUUACAGAAGAGGAAGUCAAGGCAUUGCUCAAAUUUCAUACAAUACAUGGCAAUAACUGGCAAAAGAUCUCAGAAUUGAUUGGUCGUAGCCCUUUUGCUGUUGAGAAACGGUUUUCUCAGACCUGUAGCAAUGAAAAAACAGGGCCAUGGUCACAGAAGGAGGUGCAGAGACUUUUGAGGGCUGUGCAAAACUAUAUUGUAACAAAACUGAAAUCUGAGGCCACUGAUAACAGAACACCAACCAGAGUCAGUAGAGAAAUGCUCUACAGGAAACUGCCCUAUUUUGAUAUUGCUUUGAAGGUUAAGACUCGAUGUUGGUCCAAGUGCAGAGAUAAAUGGCUGUCCAUCGCAGCUGCGCGGAUGUCAUCAGGGACAGUAUUCGACAGGAGGAAAUCUAUGGAGGGCAAAAUCAGGCUUAUUAAAGUGCUGUUUGAAAUGCAAAUAGAGGAUGUUGCAGAUGUCAACUGGGAGGAUCUCACUGCAUUAUUUGGGGAUGUGCCUCCAGCAACUGUGCAAAUAAAAUGGCAUCAGCUUAAAAUUUGCUAUGUGCCAAAUUGGCAAAACAAGUGUUUUGGAGACAUUGUUGACUACCUAUAUGAGAAAAUCUUGCCAGGACUGGUGAAAGAUUAUGAGGACUUUGAAGAUGAGCUGAAGGUUGACCAGCAGGAGAGCUUCCUACUCUCUGACAUCUUCCAGGACAUUGAUGAGGAAUAUUGUGAUGGUGACAGUGAUGAGGAGAGUGGACAAACACCAAAAGAUUCAUGACAGAUUUACCCAACCUUCAAUAAUUGUACAGGUCAAUCAGACCUUGAUAAACUGAUUCUAAAUAUUCAGAAAAUGUAUAUAAAGACAUGCUCAGAGUGUUCAUGUAUAGAGUUAUUUGUUUAUUGCACAAAUAAAUUUGUGUAUGCACAUUUGAAUAAACUAAAGUCAUUCUGCCUUUUAUUAGGUUUUUUUUUUUCCCCAAUGGAAGGAAAUUAAGUUUGAGUUUAAUAAACUACAGUGAAUUGUAUGUGUGAUGGUAAGAAAUUUUACAUUUUCAACAUAUUUAGCAACUGAAGAGAGAACACACAAAAAUGAAUAACUAAUAAAAGCAGCUG